AUGAAGUUCACCACUCUCUUUGCCGGCGUCUUUGCCGCUGUUGCCGUUGCCGCCCCUACCACCUCUGAGCCUGAAGUUUCUACUGCUGUCGAGAAGCGCACUGCCAUCCCUGUUGGCCAGCUCAACAACCUGAACCUCAAGCAGCAGGACCUCCGCUACUUGUUGGGUGUCAACAAGGUUGACCUUGCCCUCUUCCAGCAGCUUGGUCUUCAGAACAAUCUCAACCUCCUCCAGUUUCAGAACCUCUUCAACGUGCAGACCUUUGACAUCAACGCUCUGCUCCAGUUCCAGCAGCUGCACACGCUGCUCGCCAUUGCCCAGACCGGUGUCCUCAACAGAUUUGAUCUGUCUUCUCUGGUCUUGGGCAAUGUCAACCUGGCCCUGAUCCAGCCCAUUGGUGGUGUCAACCUUGGCCAGUUUAUUGACGUUGCUGUCGUCCCCCAGGUUCAGACCAUUGCCAACGGAGGUAAGCAUACUUCUUUAUAG
This is a messenger RNA of [Torrubiella] hemipterigena, 486 nucleotides long. Lineage: Eukaryota; Fungi; Ascomycota; Sordariomycetes; Hypocreales; Clavicipitaceae. The record is from the annotation of a GenBank genome assembly.